AUGUCAAUAUGGGAAAAUGAAGGAGGGAAUAAUUCUGAUGAUCCAGAUGAUCCUAAAACAAACAUGGAAUUUUUAAUAAAAUGGAAAGGAUGGAGCCAUCUGCAUAAUACUUGGGAAACUUUCGAAAACUGUCGUGGUUUGAGGGGCUUUAAAAAAUUGGAAAAUUAUAUCAAAAAUUAUUUGUCUGAACAAUAUUCAUUGCAUGAGACAACAUCACCUACCGAAGAUAACCCUCAUUCUGGUAUUGAAUACUUGUGCAAAUUCAAACGUUUGUCUUAUCAAGAUUGUACCUGGGAAUCAACCGACCUUAUUCAAAGUGAAUUUAAAUCUGAAAUUGAUGCCUUCAAUCAUCGAAACAAUAACCAAAAUAUCCCACAUAAAAGCAAACAGUAUGGUCCUUAUUUGAUAGUAGUUCCUUUAUCAACAAUUGGCUCCUGGCAAAAUGAAUUUCAAACUUGGGCACCAAAUCUUAAUGUUAUUUAUUAUACUGGUCCUUCUCAAAGUCGUGAAGUAAUAAGAGAACAUGAAUUUUAUGUUUCGUCAUCAUCAAGAAGAUUAAAAUUCAAUGCCUUGGUAACGACCUAUGAAUUCAUUCUUAAAGAUCGUCAAGAAUUAGGAAAUAUUAAGUGGCAAUAUUUGGCAGUUGAUGAAGCGCAUCGAUUGAAAAACAGCGAAUCACAACUCCAUGAGG
Entrophospora sp. SA101 is the source of this 691-nucleotide messenger RNA. The record is from the annotation of a GenBank genome assembly. NCBI's taxonomy places the organism in Eukaryota, Fungi, Glomeromycota, Glomeromycetes, Entrophosporales, Entrophosporaceae.